Chironomus riparius is the source of this 1255-nucleotide messenger RNA. The record is from the annotation of a GenBank genome assembly. NCBI's taxonomy places the organism in Eukaryota, Metazoa, Arthropoda, Insecta, Diptera, Chironomidae.
GCAUUUUGAAAAAAGAUUUUGUCCAGAACAGUACGUACUUAGUUUAUUUAACAAAUCACAAUAUAAUUAAAAAGAAUCAUAAAGUUAUGACAUCAAAGGAAAUAAAAAUCUCACCUUCAGUAUCAGCAAAAUCAGAAGAAGCUUUAAAAAUAAUCAAUAUGGAAAGGAUUAAUGAAAAUUUGUCAGAUGAUGAAAAUAUGUCGGGAUUUGAUUCAGACUCUGAGGAUGAGAACCACAAUGGAUCAUCCUCAACAUGCCGUAAUUCAAGCAGUAGCACAUCUCAAAAUAAUUCUGGUGGUGAAAAUUUGUUGGCGCUAGCAGCUGCUAAUCCAAAUCUAGCAUUUGGACAAACAAUAAGGAACGGAGUUGUGGUCAAGAAGAUAUUUACAAAUACUCGAGAAAGAUUCAGACAGCAAAAUGUCUCAUCUGCAUUUGCGGAACUAAGAAGAAUUGUUCCAACACAUCCAGUGGAUAAGAAGUUGAGCAAGAAUGAAAUACUACGUGCUGCAAUUAAAUACAUUCGGCUUUUAACUAAUGUCCUCGAAUGGCAGAAACAGCAAGAAGAAAAUAGUGAAAAUAUUAUCACAAAUGGAUUCGCAAGAACUGAGUCACAGCAUUCUUGUGUUAAUUACAUCAUAUCCAAGAAAUAUGACAUAACUAAUCCAAUUGAUAAGCUUAAUCAUAAUAAAAGCUUACUGAUGAUUGCACCAACUACACCAUUUUCAGGAUAUUUCCCUAGAAUGCUGGUUCCAAAGCCUAAUUUAUCAUCCUCGCCAUUUUUUAAAAAUUGUAAAACGUCCUUCAUAAAAAGUGAAAAUGUUGGACACGGCAAGAAUCUGUCGUGCACAACUAGCAUUUUUAAUCAUCUUCUUAAGCCGGGAAAUUCUAAUAAGCAUUAUUCCACUGAUUCUUAUCAAAGCUCAUCACAUAAUUUCACAGUAAAGUUUAAAACGGAAGCUGUGGAAAUUAAAGUGGAAAAUGAGUCAAAAUCUGAUGAAGAAACAAAGAAACGCAAAUCAUCGUCCUCAAAAUUGUCACUAGAAAAUCCAGCAAAAAUGAGACGAAAGAAUUAAACUUGUCAUUAUAAAAGAAAUCAAAAAAGGUCAGAAAAGUUAUAGAUCGAUUUGCUGAUAAAGCCAUCAGAUAAGGGGCCGUUCACUUAUUACGUUCGCAUUUUAGGGGGGAGGGGGGUUUGAAAAAUUGUAACAAAAUGUAACAUAGGGGGGGGGGGGGGGGGUGUCAAGAAGUAUGUAAC